Messenger RNA from Rhinolophus ferrumequinum (greater horseshoe bat), 2728 nucleotides. It is a transcript of the gene REXO5, whose product is annotated as RNA exonuclease 5. The transcript has 20 exons. The coding region runs from base 250 to 2574 and encodes 774 amino acids. NCBI's taxonomy places the organism in Eukaryota, Metazoa, Chordata, Mammalia, Chiroptera, Rhinolophidae. The record is from RefSeq and is a predicted model, not a curated record. Gene Ontology annotation, cellular component: nucleus. Gene Ontology annotation, molecular function: RNA binding; exonuclease activity.
GUGGGGAGUGGCUUUGGGCGGGGGAGCCGCGCGGCAGCGCCCCUUUCCCUUGUUGUCCAACCGGCGGAGGCGCGAUCGGCCGUUGGGGAACCGUUUCGAGCCCGGAGUGCGGCGCAGGCGUUAAAGCCGUGCGGCCGGAGGCGGCGCUGUUUUCUCCGCGGCGAAACGGGCCAGAUCGUGGCACCCUCGCUUGGCGCGGCGGGCGAGAGCGGUGUGGGAACCGAGGGGAGGAUCUAACGGAGGCCCCUCAUGGAGCCAGAGAAGGAAAACACCGAGAGGCCCCCCAAGAGGGGCCGGAAGAGGAGGCAGGCCCCGAGCCAGCUGGGCGGGGCGGCCGAGGCGCUGCGGGCCGGUUGGGAACGUGAGGAGAGACAUCCCCAGGUCAAGAAAGCACGCUUAUCUACCAUUUUAUUUACCGAAAACUGGGAAGUAACCCACGAGCAGCUAUGUGGAUUGCUGAAGUAUGCAGUUAUGGGCAAAUCCAGUGUUCCUAAACCCAGCUGGUGCCAGCUUUUUCACCAAAACAACCUGAACAACGUGGUGGUUUUUGUACUACAGGGGAUGAGUCAGCUACACUUCUACAAGUUCUACAUGGAGUUUGGGUUUCUCCGAAAGGCAUUCAGACACAAAUUCCGCUUGCCUUCUCCAUCAUCUGAUUUUCUAGCUGAUAUCAUUGGGCUGCAAAAGAAAGAAACAACUGAGGAUUUGUCCAAGCUGAGCACAGGGUCUUUACCUUCUGCCAGUUCAAAAGUCAGCAUCAACCUGCAAGAUGACCCCAUCAUUCAAAAGUAUGGCUCUAAGAAAGUGGGCAUUAUCAAAUGCCUUCUCACAAAGGAGGAAAUGAAAACAUUUCACUUUCCAUUACAAGGUUUUCCUGACUGUGAAAACUUUGUACUUACCAAAUGUAACGGUUCUGUAACAGACAACAGCCCUCUCUUUGGACUUGACUGUGAAAUGUGCCUCACGUCCAAGGGGAGAGAACUGACACGCAUCGCGCUGGUCGCUGAAGGAGGUGUCUGUGUCCUGGAUGAACUCGUGAAGCCUGACAACAAGGUUUUGGACUACCUCACCAGCUUCUCAGGAAUCACGAAGAAGAGUCUUGAGCCAGUAACGACCAAACUCAAAGAUAUCCAGAGAAAGUUAAAAGCACUGCUUCCUCCCAAUGCUGUGUUAGUGGGCCAUUCCCUAGACUUGGAUCUCAAAGCACUGAAAAUGAUACAUCCAUAUGUUAUUGAUACAUCAUUGCUUUAUGUCAGAGAGCAGGGCAGAAGAUUUAAGCUAAAGUUCUUAGCCAAAGCUAUUUUGGGGAAGGAUAUACAGAAUCCAGAUAGGCUUGGUCACGAUGCCACAGAAGAUGCUAGAACAGCCCUUGAACUGGCUCGGUAUUUUCUUAAGUAUGGCCCAAAGAAGGUCGCAGAACUAAACCUGGAGGCCCUGGCUCGUCACCAGGGACUGCACGCAGCAGACCAGGGGCAGAGCAGCCCAGCAGGAGUUCAGCAGCACAACGCAAGUGUUUUGGACUGCUUGCACUCGAUGGGUCAGAAGCUCCUUCUCUUGACUCGGGAGGUAGAUACUAGUGAACUUUCAUCUUCCAGAAACUGUGAAACUGUUACAUGCCUGUCAAAUAAAGAGGUCCUUGAGCAGGCCAGGGUGGAGGUCCCCCUGUUCCCCUUCAGCGUCGUCCAGUUCUCUUUUGAAGGCUUUUCACCUGCCCUCGCCGAGGAGAUGAACCAAAGGCUCAGGGUCAAGUGGUCAGAGAUAUCGACGGUCUAUGCUGGGCCCUUCAGCAAAACCUGCAACCUCCGGUCUCUGAAGAGGCUGUUUAAGAGCUUUGGCCCAGUCCAGUCGUUCAGCCUCGUCCUUGAAACACACCAGCCGCACGUCUGUGUCCAGUACGAAGUCCUGGAAGCUGCUCAGCUGGCCAUCGAGUCCCUGAACGGUAUUCUGAUAGAUGGCAUCCGCGUCAAGGCACAGAGGCCUGUGACCGAGCUCACCCUUGACUGUGACACCCUCGUGAAUGAGCUGGAACAAGAUUCCGAGAACCAAGGGACGAUCUACCUGUCUGGAGUGAGCGAAACCUUCCGAGAACGCCUGUUGCGGCAGUCCAGCCUCUUUGUUGGCCUGGAAGCUGUCAUCUUGCCUAAGGAUUUUAAAAAUAGAAAGCAGAAAAAAUACGGUUUCCUGAAAUUCAAAACUAUCAGUAGUGCCCAGAGGGCACUCAGCAUUUUCACCGGCAGGGGGUGGAAGCUGAAAGGCAGGAAUGCCCUGACCCCCAGGCACCUCCACACGUGGCUGCAGAGCCUACCCCCUGAAUCGAGAACGCCCCCGGGGCUCCACAUCGUACCGCCCCCCUUCGAGCAGCAGGCCUUGCAGACUCUGAAGGUGGACCACCCGAAGAUAGCAGCCUGGCGCUGGGGCCGGAAGAUAGGGAAGCUGUACCACUGCCUGUGCCCAGGCACCCUCUGCCUCAUCCUGCUGCCAGGAACCAAAAGCUCUCACGGAUCGCUGCCCGGCCUAGGAUUGAUGGGCAUAAAAAAUGAGGAGGAAAGCAUCGCCCCAAACAAGUGUUCGUGAGUCUGCCCCCACCUCCCGUGUGCCAUCUUCCUCGUGGGCACUGGCAGAGAAGCAGAUGGCUUCGGGAAAGUGUACCAGUCAAGGAGUCAAGUUCAUUUAUGUAGCAUGUAGGAAGUUUUCAAUAAAUUAAAAUUCAAGAGUUCUUUACCUGCAA